Molecule: messenger RNA, 687 nt
Organism: Penicillium chermesinum
Lineage: Eukaryota; Fungi; Ascomycota; Eurotiomycetes; Eurotiales; Aspergillaceae
Product: yippee/mis18 family protein
Exons: 1
Coding region: 1-687 (228 amino acids)
Source: RefSeq, a predicted model, not a curated record
AUGGCAAAAGGAAAGACCAGAGCUUAUUCUUUCCCACAAUUUCUACUCGCUCCUUUCUCCAGGGAUCAAGGCAAGGCCCCGUCCACUGGGGCUACCUCAGCCCAUUCGACGAAGUAUCUUGAUGGUCAUGUCUCAUAUCUUCAAUGCACUGGGUGCGCGGCUCAUCUUUGUUUGACAUCGCAAAUAAUCAGCAAAGGUUUUACUGGGCGUCAUGGGCGCGCCUACCUUGUAUCCGCAGAGCCAAUUGCGACGGCAGUAUCGGUCAGCGCAUCCUCAUCGCCAACUGCGACCCUCCCCAACACAAUUUUACAUCAUCCAGUACCACGUCAGCUGGUGACAGGAGCUCAUACCGUCAGUGAUGUCAGUUGUGUCAUCUGUGGCAGCAUACUGGGGUGGAAAUAUGUGGCUGCCCAGGAAGAAUCACAACGUUACAAAGUGGGCAAAUUCAUAUUGGAAACCCAAAAGAUCACAGCGACGUCUUGCUGGGAGUCUCCAUCCGAAGCACACCAUUUAGCCAGUGGCACAUCGGCUGUCAACAUCCAUCACGAGUCGGCAGAGGCCGAGUUUGAUAGCCAGGACGAAGACGAAUGUGAAGACUUAUUUGCAGGAAUCUGGAGCCCAGGACUGGCGAUGCGUCGCAGAGAUCGCAAAAUUGAACGCCGACCAGCAGUGUUUGGACUUUCGUAA